Molecule: messenger RNA, 843 nt
Organism: Tupaia belangeri chinensis (Chinese tree shrew)
Lineage: Eukaryota; Metazoa; Chordata; Mammalia; Scandentia; Tupaiidae
Gene: MRPL40
Product: mitochondrial ribosomal protein L40
Exons: 4
Coding region: 104-745 (213 amino acids)
Cellular component (GO): mitochondrial large ribosomal subunit; mitochondrial ribosome
Source: RefSeq, a predicted model, not a curated record
CCCCCUCGGCCGGAACGCGGGAGCGUGGGGCCGCACGUCGGCCGGACGUGUGCGUGGGACACCUGCGGGCCGGACCGCCGAAGGGCGCGCGCCCGGAAGCGGCAUGUUGGCUGCGGGAGGGGCCCUGGCCGCCGCGGCGCAACGAGUUACUGCGCGAAUUCUGCGUCCUCCCUGCGGGCUUCUGGGAACUUGGUGGACACAGAUUAGAGACACCCACCAGCGAGCAUCGUUGUUGUCCUUCUGGGAACUCAUUCCCAUGAGAGCAGAACCUCUGCGAAAGAAAAAGAAGGUCGAUCCUAAAAGAGACCAAGCAGCGAGGGACCGCUUGAAAAAGAGGAUCCGAAAACUAGAAAAGGCCACCCAGGAGCUAAUUCCCAUCGAAGAUUUUAUAACUCCUUUUAAAUUGUUAGAUACAGCCAGACAGCGGCCUCAGGUGGAACUCCCCUUCGAAGAGAGCGAGCGGCGAGCACUGCUUCUGAAGCGGUGGGCCUUGUACAAGCAGCAAGAACACGAGAAGGAGAGGGACGCCAUCAGGGUCAGGCUGGAGGCCCAGCAGGAAGCCCUGCAGGAGCUGAGACUCGAAUCCCCGGAACUUUACGCGGAGGCCAUCAAGCGGGAUCCCAGCCUAUUCCCCUUUGAGAGGGAAGGGCCAGAUUACACGCCCCCGGUGGCUAACUACCAGCCCCCUGAAGGCAGGUACAAUGACAUCACCAAGGUGUACACACAGGUGGACUACAAGAAAUAGCAGUGCAGGCAGCUGUCCUCAGAGCACACAGUGGCCUGGGCUCCAGCCACCUGCCCCAGAAUCAGGCGUGUCGCUAAUAAAUGUAAGCUGACCCAAAA